This is a messenger RNA of Dama dama (fallow deer), 894 nucleotides long. It is a transcript of the gene DAZL, whose product is annotated as deleted in azoospermia like. NCBI's taxonomy places the organism in Eukaryota, Metazoa, Chordata, Mammalia, Artiodactyla, Cervidae. The transcript has 11 exons. Gene Ontology annotation, molecular function: mRNA 3'-UTR binding; protein binding. The record is from RefSeq and is a predicted model, not a curated record. The coding region runs from base 1 to 894 and encodes 297 amino acids.
AUGUUAGCAUCUGCUGCAAAUCCUGAGACUCCAAACUCAACCAUCUCCAGAGAGGCCAGCACCCAGUCUUCUUCAGCUACCACCAGCCAAGGCUAUGUUUUACCAGAAGGCAAAAUCAUGCCGAACACUGUUUUUGUUGGUGGAAUUGAUGUUAGGAUGGAUGAAACAGAAAUUAGAAGUUUCUUUGCUAGAUAUGGUUCAGUAAAAGAAGUGAAGAUAAUCACGGAUCGAACUGGUGUGUCCAAAGGCUAUGGAUUUGUUUCAUUUUAUAAUGACGUGGAUGUGCAGAAGAUAGUAGAAUCACAGAUAAAUUUCCAUGGUAAAAAGCUGAAACUGGGCCCUGCAAUCAGGAAACAAAAUUUAUGUGCUUAUCAUAUGCAGCCACGUCCUUUGGUUUUUAAUCCUCCUCCUCCACCACAGUUUCAGAGUGUCUGGAGUAAUCCAAACACUGAAACUUACAUGCAGCCUCCGACCAUGAUGAAUCCUAUAACUCAGUAUGUUCAGGCUUAUCCUCCUUAUCCAAGUUCACCAGUUCAGGUUAUCACUGGAUAUCAGCUGCCUGUUUAUAAUUAUCAGAUGCCACCACAGUGGCCUGCUGGGGAACAAAGGAGUUAUGUUAUUCCUCCGGCUUAUACAACCAUUAACUACCACUGUAAUGAAGUUGAUACAGGAGCUGAAGUUUUGCCAAGUGAAUGCUCAGUUCAUGAAGCUACUCCAUCCUCUGGAAAUGGCCCACAAAAGAAAUCUGUGGACAGAAGCAUACAGACGGUGGUGUCUUGUCUGUUUAAUCCAGAGAAUAGACUGAGAAACUCCCUUGUCACUCAGGAUGACUACUUCAAGGAUAAAAGAGUUCAUCACUUUAGAAGAAGUCGGGCAGUGCUUAAGUCUGUUUGA